This is a messenger RNA of Centropristis striata (black sea bass), 1201 nucleotides long. RefSeq names its product COPI coat complex subunit zeta 1 (gene copz1). The record is from RefSeq and is a predicted model, not a curated record. Gene Ontology annotation, biological process: retrograde vesicle-mediated transport, Golgi to endoplasmic reticulum; intracellular protein transport; intra-Golgi vesicle-mediated transport. The transcript has 9 exons. Bases 105 to 638 code for a protein of 177 amino acids. Gene Ontology annotation, cellular component: COPI vesicle coat. NCBI's taxonomy places the organism in Eukaryota, Metazoa, Chordata, Actinopteri, Perciformes, Serranidae.
CAUGACGCGGCGUCAGCCUCAGCCAAUAGGAAAGAGCCUCAUUGACUCUACGUAUUACGUAGCUUGCUACUAGCCUGCUAGCUGAUUUGCUAACAAGAAAGAAGAUGGAUUCUCCCAUACUGGAACCGUCCUUGUACACGGUCAAAGCAGUUCUGAUCCUGGACAAUGAUGGAGACAGGCUCUAUGCCAAGUAUUAUGAUGAUACAUACCCGACAGUGAAGGAGCAGAAGGCGUUUGAGAAGAACAUAUUCAACAAAACACACAGGACGGACAGUGAGAUAGCAUUACUCGAGGGCCUUACUGUUGUCUACAAGAGCAACAUAGACCUCUUCUUUUAUGUGAUCGGAAGUUCUCAUGAAAAUGAGCUUAUGCUUAUGGCUGUUCUAAACUGCCUUUUUGACUCGCUCAGUCAGAUGUUGAGAAAAAAUGUUGAGAGGAGGGCUUUGUUGGAGAAUAUGGAGGGACUCUUCCUGGCUGUGGAUGAAAUUGUAGAUGGAGGGGUGAUCCUGGAGAGUGACCCACAACAAGUUGUGCACCGAGUGGCUCUUAGAGGGGAUGAUGUGCCUUUGACAGAGCAGACAGUCACCCAGGUUCUUCAGUCUGCCAAAGAACAGAUCAAGUGGUCGCUUCUACGGUAGUCACUCCUGCACCAAUCUACCAGUGAGCCGCUGUACAGCCCAAUCUUUGUGGCACUGAUGCUCCUUUUCCUCUGAUUUCUGAUCCUUCAAACAAAGCUGUGAGGAGUACCACCGGCUGAUCCAGUCACACUCCCAGGACUACUGCGUCUUUCAAUUUUUUCUUUCAGUCUAUUGCGCACAGGCUUGACGUGCAUGACAAAAUUGACAUGAGGAUAAGAUAUGGUCUACAUUCCAUGACAAAGACGGGCCUGUUUGUUUUUCCAUUAUCUGGGUGUUUGUUAAAUCGGCGUACCUGUCUAUAAAAUAUUGAUAAACUUCAUCAUAGCCUUUGGCAACAUUCCAAGUGUCUCCUUGAACAAGAAUUUUAUCCCGUUUGACAGCACCCUGUUGUCUUACUGUACAAAGUAUUGAGCCACUCUUAUCAUUUAACUUACAUGAAUAUUGUGAUUAAAAAGUGUACAACUAGUACUGUAGUUCUCUGACCGCAGAGGUAUGUUUUGAACAUUUUCUGUCCGGGGAUAUUCCAUUCAUCAGAUACUUCUAAUAAAUGUUUGUUGACACUG